This is a messenger RNA of Durio zibethinus, 3697 nucleotides long. RefSeq names its product putative LRR receptor-like serine/threonine-protein kinase At2g24230. The record is from RefSeq and is a predicted model, not a curated record. Gene Ontology annotation, molecular function: protein binding; protein kinase activity; ATP binding. Gene Ontology annotation, biological process: protein phosphorylation. Lineage: Eukaryota; Viridiplantae; Streptophyta; Magnoliopsida; Malvales; Malvaceae.
CUGUUCCACUUUUCUUUUAAACAAGAAAGGAAAAGAAGCCAAAACUUCUCCCAUCAGGAAAGAAAGAGAUAAGAAAAGAUGAUCAACACUCAAUGAAGAAUCAUUGAAUACCCACCAACAAUCCCUGAUAAAUUCACCAACCUAAAUUAUAUUUUUUGUAAAUAAUAUUUGUAUUAAACUCUUCUUUCAUUUAUGAAGCUCAACUUCUGAGUUCUGCCUGUUCCAAACUGCCAUCUUUCUCUUCCCAAUCUAACUUUGGCUAUGCUUCUCUCUCCGUUCAAAACCCCGGUCUUUAUUUCCUCUUGAGUUAGUAGUAAUAUUAUUUUCAGGGCGAAACCAAAAAAAAAAGUUUGUACUGAUAAGAACAAAGGAAUAGAGCUGCUUAUGCUCUACGCAGAGACAAAAGUGCUUCACUUUGGAUGUUUGUUUUGUUGGCUUUAAUAGACUUGCAAAGCCAGACAAGGCACUUUCUUGGUAUUUUCUGGUCAUCACGAGAACCCCUAAAAAGUCUGCAGCAUUUUUAGCCAAACAAUCACCUUGUAUUUGAAACCCCAGAAAACUGCUGAAAAGUUGUUCUUAUUGGCGGUGUUGGCAUUAAUGGACUUUGCAGAAAUUGGAAUAGUGUUGUCUUGGGUUGACUCAGAACUAGUUAUUAAAUGUUGCCGGAGAUUUUAAGUUUAGAGAUAGAGGCUUGAGUUGGUUAAAGGUGGUGCCUUUCAGUUUUCUUCUUUCUCCUUGUUUCUAAAUUUUUGACCUUUUGGCUCAAAUGGAUUUUGGUUUCUUUGGUUCUGUACUAAUUCUAUCACUCUUCUUCAAUUAUUUUGCUUGUCAACUACCCAAUACAGAUGACUUUUAUGUCUCUGACUUCUUGAAGAAGAUGGGCUCAAACUCUUCUUUGUUCUACAACUUCUCUAAUUCUGUUUGUUCAUGGGAAGGGGUGCACUGUGAUACCAAGAAGGAGAAUGUUAUUGGGUUAAAGGCUUCAGGUUUAGGCCUCUUUGGUUUGAUUCCUGAUACCACCAUUGGUAAGCUAACUCAUCUUCAGUCUUUGGAUCUUAGCAAUAACAAAAUCACCGCUUUGCCUUCAGAUUUGUGGAGUUUAGGCUCACUUAAGAGGCUUAAUCUCUCCUCCAAUCAGAUUUUAGGGUCUCUCCCUAGCAAUAUUGGCAACUUUGGUCUGCUUGAAGUUAUUGAUCUUUCUGGCAAUAAUUUCUCUGGGGAAAUUCCUGCAGCUAUAAGCUCCCUAGUUAGUUUGCAAGUUCUUAACCUUGCUGGAAAUGGAUUUGAAUGGAGCAUUCCAACCGGAAUUAUAAAUUGCCGGUCUUUAGUUUCAAUCGAUCUCUCCGCAAAUCGUCUAAAUGGUUCCUUGCCAGAUGGUUUUGGUGCUGCAUUUCCUAACCUCAAAACUUUAAACCUUGCCAGAAAUGAGAUUUAUGGCCGGGACACAGAUUUUGCGGAAAUGAAGUCUCUUACAAGCCUUAACAUUUCCGGGAACUUAUUCAAGGGUUCAGUUAUGGGUGUGUUUCAAGGGCAGCUGGGGGUGAUUGACCUCAGUAAGAACCAGUUUCAAGGUCACAUUUCUCAGGUACAAUUCAAUUCUACUUAUAAGUGGUCUCAUUCGGUUUAUCUGGACUUGUCCGAGAACCAGCUUAGCGGAGAAAUUUCCAUAAAUCUGAGUCAAGCUCAGAAUCUUAGACAUCUUAAUCUUGCAUACAAUAGAUUUGCUGGACAGAAAUUCCCAAGAAUUGAAAUGCUUUUGGGUUUAGAGUAUCUCAAUUUGUCUAAAACCAGCCUCAUUGGUCAUAUUCCUGGUCAAAUUUUACAACUGAGUAAUUUACAUACACUCGAUGUUUCAUCAAACCAUCUUUCGGGCCAAAUUCCAUCAUUGGCUAACCAAAGCCUCAAAAUACUUGAUGUUUCACACAACAAUUUGAGUGGAGAAAUUCCUUUUUCUCUCGUAGAAAAACUCCAAUGGAUGGAGAGAUACAACUUCUCUUACAACAACUUAACCCUUUGUGAUUCAGGGUUCUCCCUUGAGACCUUGGAAACAUCAUUUUUUGGCUUAUUAAACAGCUGUCCAAUCGCUGCAAAUCCUGUCCUUUUCAAAAGAAGAGCCAACAGACAUAGGGGGUUUAAGCUUGCCUUAGCUUUAACCCUCUCCAUGGUGUUCUUGCUUGCCGGAUUGCUGUUCCUAGCCUUCGGUUGCAGAAGGAAGUCCAGGACGUGGGUAGUUAAGCAACCCUCGUAUAAAGAGGAGCAGAAUAUUUCAGGUCCCUUUUCCUUCCAAACUGAUUCGACCACAUGGGUGGCUGAUGUUAAGCAGGCAACAUCAGUCCCAGUAGUGAUUUUUGGGAAACCACUAUUAAAUAUCACAUUUGCUGACCUCUUGGCUGCAACUUCGAAUUUUGAUCGAGGCACUCUACUAGCAGAAGGAAAGUUUGGGCCUGUUUAUAGAGGAUUUCUGCCUGGUGGAAUUCAUGUAGCUAUUAAAGUUUUGGUUCAUGGAUCAACAUUGACAGACCAAGAAGCUGCAAGAGAGCUUGAGUAUCUUGGUCGAAUCAAACACCCCAAUCUUGUUCCAUUAACUGGAUAUUGCUUGGCUGGGGAUCAAAGGAUUGCUAUUUAUGAUUACAUGGAGAAUGGGAACUUGCAGAAUUUGCUACAUGACUUGCCACUUGGUGUUCAGACAACAGAGGACUGGAGUACUGAUACCUGGGAAGAAGACAGCAAUGGGAUACAAAAUAUUGGCUCUGAAGGGCUAUUAACAACCUGGGCAUUUCGACAAAAAAUAGCCCUUGGCACUGCACGAGCACUGGCAUUCCUUCAUCAUGGCUGCUCACCUCCAAUAAUCCACAGAGAUGUUAAAGCUAGUAGUGUUUAUCUUGACUUAAAUUUGGAGCCUAGAUUAUCUGAUUUUGGAUUGGCCAAGGUUUUUGGAACUGGUCUAGAGGAUGAAAUUGCCCGUGGUUCACCUGGAUAUGUACCACCAGAAUUUUCUCAGCCCGAAUGUGAUGCUCCCACACCAAAAUCUGAUGUAUAUUGCUUCGGUGUUGUUUUGUUUGAGCUAAUCACAGGGAAAAAGCCAAUUGGAGAUGAUUAUCCGGAGGGGCAAGAAGCAAAUUUAGCUAGUUGGGUUAGAGGAUUGGUGAGAAAGAACCAAGGAUCGAAAGCUAUUGAUCCUAAAAUUCGUGAUACAGGGCCAGAUUCCCAAAUGGAGGAGGCCCUCAAGAUUGGAUAUCUCUGCACGGCUGAUCUUCCUACCAAGCGACCAAGCAUGCAACAGAUUGUCGGCCUUCUCAAGGAUAUUGAGCCAAGAGCUCCUCAAUAAAACACAAUGAAUAUAAGUUGGUCUUUUUUUUUUUUUUUUGCCUUCUAAAUUUGUUCUUUCUCUACCAUGAGUUUUUCCUUAUGCCACCGUGGGAGAGGAUGUACAGUAAUUGUUAUGUCUUGGAAUUUCUCUUCACCUUUCCAUUGUUGGCAUCAUAGUUUAAUUUAUAAGUUUAUAUACACGAGUUUGAUCCCUGAAACUAAAAGAUAAAAUUUUCCUUUCAAUUUUUCCCUUAUCCUCUAGGAAAUUGCCACUCAUUGUGCUUUAUCUUUAUACAAACAAAUAAAUCAAUCUGGAACUUAUGUUAUGGCAGUAGGGCGCCAGUGAAGUAGUUUAGUCUUGACUUUGUGUUUCCUUGUCCCUAGAAUU